Messenger RNA from Cyprinodon tularosa, 2420 nucleotides. RefSeq names its product solute carrier family 45 member 3 (gene slc45a3). The coding region runs from base 1 to 1713 and encodes 570 amino acids. Lineage: Eukaryota; Metazoa; Chordata; Actinopteri; Cyprinodontiformes; Cyprinodontidae. Gene Ontology annotation, cellular component: membrane. Gene Ontology annotation, molecular function: sucrose:proton symporter activity. The record is from RefSeq and is a predicted model, not a curated record. The transcript is spliced from 5 exons.
AUGCCUGGAUGGAGGUCUCAGGGGCGUCUUAUCCUGCUGAACUCCCUGACAUGUGGCCUGGAGAUCUGUGUGGCAGCUGGGAUCACAUACGUGCCCCCACUGCUGCUGGAGGCUGGAGUGGAGGAGCGCUACAUGACCAUGGUCCUGGGUAUUGGACCGGUUCUCGGCCUCCUUUUCAUCCCCCUGAUUGGCUCGGCCAGCGACCAGUGCAACAGCACUUACGGGAGAAGGCGGCCGUUCAUCUGGCUGCUGUCUAUGGGCGUCCUUCUGGCACUCUUCAUCAUUCCCAACGCGGACCUUCUGGCAGCGUGGCUUCCAUGGGGUGAACGCCGUCUGCAGGUGGGCUUCCUUAUUCUUGGCGUGGGCCUGCUUGACUUCUGUGGGCAGGUGUGUUUCACCCCUCUGGAGGCUCUGCUCUCGGACCUGUACCGGGACGAGGAGGACUGCAGCCAAGCCUUCGCCAUGUUCUCCUUCAUGGUCAGCGUGGGAGGCUGCGUGGGCUAUCUGUUACCCGCCGUGGACUGGAGUCGCAGUCUGCUCUCCGUCUACCUGGGAGGCCAGGCCGAGUGUCUGUUUUCACUCCUCAUCCUCAUCUUCGUCACCAGCGUGAUCAUCACAAUGAAGGUGUCCGAGGAGCCUUUGUGUGCCAGUGGCGGCCCGAGCAGGUCGGGACCCCUGCUGGAGCCGAGCGCCGGCUCCAUGGAGGUGGGCCGCUGCGGACUUCCCCGUUCCUGCUUCUACCUGCUCAGGUGCAAGCUGAGGCUGCUGAAGGCCGGGCCGCUGCUCUGCCUACUGAGAACCUGUUGGACCAUGACCCCAGCCAUCUUCUGGAGCUACUGCCACAUCCCGCGGGUCAUGAGGCAGUUGUGCAUGGCCCAGCUCUGCAGCUGGAUGGCUGUGAUGUCUUUUAUGCUUUUUUACACCGACUUUGUGGGGGAGGGCCUUUAUGAUGGGGUACCCAGUGCCUUACCAGGGAGCAUGUCCAGGCAAAGAUACGAUGAAGGAAUCCGAAUGGGCAGUUUGGGCCUGUUCCUGCAGUGCGCUACCUCGACCUUCUUCUCCCUGGUCAUGAGCCGACUGGUUCGCCGCAUCGGAUCACGAUGGGUCUACCUGAGCAGCAUGGUGAGCUUCACAGUCUCCGCUUUGGUCAUCUGCCUGUCCAAAAGCGUUGUCUUGGUGACAGCCAUGGCAGCGCUCACUGGCUUUGCAUAUGCAACGCUGCAGACUCUACCCUACACCCUCACCUGCCAUUACCACAAGGAGAAGGAGGUCUACAUGCCUAAAGGGAAAACCAAAAGCAUGCACAGCAACGGCUUAACCACAAUGCAGGAUUCUGUUUAUUUGAGUCCUGUGGAGGAAGAGGAGGAAGUCCAAAACCACAAAGCAACUCCGUACAGACUCCCCCUUCUCAGCCAGGACAGUUAUGAAUACUUUCCCAUCCAGCAAAGCCAGAACGGCUCGCCUCCCUGCUCCGGCGGACCCGAGCAGGAUGACGCUGAUCCGGGAUAUGAGAAGCGCGGCGUAGGCUUGGACUUUGCCAUCUUGGACAGCACCUUUCUCCUUUCUCAGGUUAUUCCAACCCUCUUCAUGGGCUCCAUCGUUCAGUUCGCUCAAUCCGUCACCACCUACAUCGCCUCCUCGGCCAUCUUUGGAGCCAUUGCCAUCUACCUUGCAUCUCACAUCGUCUUUGACCAAAAGGACCUCAGAAGCUAAGACUUUGUUACUAAGGAUGAAAUCGUCAGUAAUUUCUAAUUCAGGUUCAUUAUCAAUGCACUAGUUUUCCCAGAAUUCCUUGUUCUAAUAUGGUCUCUGGCAGGUUACUUGGGAAGGGAAACGCCAACCUGUAGGCAAGGUGCGACACGCUGUGCUUUAAAAGCUUUAUUUCUGUCAAUUUUUUGUCCUCAGGUACCAUCAGCUUGAUUUACUGUAGAAGCCAAUAGUAGAAGAUGUCUGAGCUGAAGUCCUAGAUGGUCUCACUCUGAAGAAAACAAAGACGUCCUCUCCUGCCUGUUACUAUUUUACUUGGAUAUAUUAUUAUAACCAUUUAGUUUGGAGGUCAGGCUUUAACACUACUGAUAUGAUACAUAAUUAUUUACCUAAAUCUUAUUUUUAUUACAUAAAAAAUUUCCAUAAACUUUUUAAAAGAUAAUUUUAAAACAAACCUCUUAAACUUUACAUGAUGCAUAUUCAUUAGUUUAAUAUAGCUAUUUAUUUGAAAUACAUGAAUUUUACAUUUGUAACAUUCAUGUAUUUCUCUACAAUGGCUGCUAAUAGUGACAUUAAAUUAUAUAAGGUUUAGGCCCCGUCCACACGGAGUCAAAACGAACACGAAACGCUAAUAUUUUCCAGAACGUUUGUCGUAAAGAUGGAGACGUAAAAUAAAUGUGAUCGUCCACACGAAUACAUGAAAACGCUGCAAA